UGUUGUGCUGCUUCUGUGGGGCGGUGGAGGCAGAGCACACGGGGCCGGGAGAGUGCGGAGGCAGGAAGCCUGGCGUACUUCACGUGCACUGCAGCAAUUUCACGUGACUCGGUGCAAGUCCGAAAACUGGGCCAGUUAUGGCGAACAUCGCAGCUCAGAGGAUCAAAAGGGAGUUCAAGGAGGUGCUGAAAAGCGAAGAGACCAGCAAAAACCAAAUCAAAGUAGACCUUGUAGAUGAGAAUUUCUCAGAGCUUCGUGGUGAAAUAGCUGGACCACCAGACACACCGUAUGAAGGUGGGAGAUUCCAGUUAGAAAUCAAAAUUCCAGAAACUUACCCGUUUAACCCCCCUAAGGUGCGCUUUAUUACCAAAAUCUGGCAUCCGAAUAUUAGUUCAGUCACAGGAGCCAUCUGUUUGGACAUAUUGAAAGACCAAUGGGCUGCAGCUAUGACUUUAAGAACAGUAUUGUUAUCGUUGCAAGCUCUCUUGGCAGCAGCAGAACCAGAUGAUCCACAGGAUGCAGUGGUGGCCAAUCAGUAUAAACAGAAUCCAGAAAUGUUUAAACAGACGGCCCGGCUGUGGGCACAUGUGUAUGCAGGAGCGCCCGUCACUAGUCCAGAAUACACGAAAAAAAUAGAGAACCUUUGUGCCAUGGGCUUUGAUAGGAAUGCAGUAAUAGCUGCCUUGUCGUCAAAAGCUUGGGAUGUAGAAACUGCGACAGAACUGCUUCUGAGUAACUGAGACGGCCGCUUGUCUGCUCCCCCUGCCUGAACAGCCACGUCAUCUGUUAUUUUUAGGAUUCUGCACAGGUUCUGUUACAAAAAGGCGCCCCUAUUCGACAAUGCUACUUAGUACCAGAGACUGACGGCAAAGAAACUGCUGUGUAAAUUAAGAUGUGUAAGCGUAUGUGUAAAUGACAUCAUUACAACGGGAGGGCUUUAAUUCUUCAUUUUUUUUUUUUUAUUUUAAUUCUGUGAAAUAAAAAACCUCGACCUAUGGGCUGAGCCAAUGGCAACGUGUACAUUUGUACUAUACAGGGGCAUCCGACCUCCAUUUUGUUUUCUCCUUGCCCUGCCCAUAAGCCACUCAGUAUCCGGAAAGGGGUUUAAAGGGAAUAUUAACCUGCUUACAGGUAGGUUUUAAUUUUUCAGUGCAAUUAGUGUAGCUUAUUCUGUGCACACAUAUUCCUAUACCUGUACAGCUACCCCCAUUCAUAUGUGUAGAAACUGGAGGCGCCACUGCUUCUCUUCAGUAGAGAUGUUCUCUAUAUCCAGCUGAAGCCCAUCAUGUUCUUGUUAAUUGUUCAACAACAGAGCUGCCCAUUAGUGGUGUGCAAAAUAAGCUAUGCUAUCAUAAUCAACAGUUUAUGUAGGAGAAAAUAAAAAACCUUAAAGGAGAAGCUAACCCAAAAGAUAAAAAAAACCCUACCCUACAUAGAGCCUCCUCCCCCCUCCCCAAGCCUGUGUUACCCCAGGCAAAUGCCCCUAAGUCUUUACUUACCUGUCGGUGCAGAUUUAAGCAUCGGAGUUCACAGGCGCCAUCUUCAGCCGCUUCGGAAUGAGACCGUUGCUUCAUAAAUUUUCAUGAGUUUCGGCAUGCACUGCUCCGUCGGUCUCAUUCCAAAGAUUACUGAAGAGAAGAAGAUGGUGUCUGUGAACUUCGCUGGACAGAAUCUGCACGGAGGGGUAAGUAAAAGAGUUAGGGGCAUUUUUCCGGGGGUAACACUUAGGCUGGAGGGAGGGGGGUCUAUGUAGGGUAGGGUGGAAUCCUGCGCGGAACGGGACCCGAAACCAGCUGCCCGGGACCCAAACCACAACCCGCAUAUUUACCCACUUUGAUCUGCUACCCGACCUGGACCCGCAACUGCCUUAUCUGCAAUCUGACCUGCAACCCAUCGACCACCAUCAAACAGGAAGUGAUGGUGCUGCAAACUGGAAGUGACAUCAUCAAAAUUGAGCGGGGACAGAAACAAGUUUUGUAAAAUAUAGACAAUAUUAAUAAGAUAAUAAAUUUAGAUCAGACCCGCAUCUAUACCCACACGUGAAAAUCCUCCCCUCAUUCCACAUGGUGCCCGCUUGUUUUGUGGGUAACCCGCGGGUACCCGACCCGCUGCAGGACUCUAGGGUAGGUUUUUUUUAACUUUUGGGGUUUGCUUCUCCUUUAAAUAAUAUAAAAUGAAAACCAAUUGCAAAUUGUCUCGGAAUAUCACUCUCUACAUCCUACUAAAAGUUAACUCAAAGGUGAACAACCCCUUUAAGUUUUAAUUGCCAUCAAUUUUGCCGGCCAUUGACCUUACCGUUCGUAGCAGCCAUCAUUUGUGCCUGUGGACUUGCAUGCGUGUACGCUAACGAAUUUGCUCCAUUCAUCCGAGUAUAUUCCGUACCAUGAGUUCAUAUAUAUCAUUUGGGGGAGGGGGGAUGUAGCUAUCAGGAUAAUCAGAAGUUUCUAGGGCUCCGAGGACCCACAGUUUUCCUGAUUUACAAUCUUGGGGGCAAGAAGAAGGCCAAAGCUUUGCACUGCAACAUGCCAGACACCACUCUGUGGUUAAAGUUGGUGUGGAAACUGGAUUUCCUGAUCUUUAAGCUUCAUGAUUAGAGCUAGACAAAAGACUGCAGUCAGUUUUAAUGGAAGGAGCCAAAUUAUGAGAAGGCGAAUGCACUGUACAGUUCUGUUUAAUACUCAUCCCUCGGCAAAUAGGCUGUAAAGAGAAUUGCACCAAUGGGAGUGAGAUCACGGCAAAUCCUUCCUGGCAACACUAGCACUUCAGGGGGGAAUCCCAGUCAUUGUUACGACACUUCGAAAAGCCGAAUAAAUUCAAUCCAAAAUUUGUAGACUGAAAAUUCCUCUUCCGUAAUAAACUGUUGUUUGAAUAUUCAUCAA
Messenger RNA from Xenopus laevis (African clawed frog), 2879 nucleotides. RefSeq names its product ubiquitin conjugating enzyme E2 K S homeolog (gene ube2k.S). Gene Ontology annotation, molecular function: ubiquitin conjugating enzyme activity; ligase activity. NCBI's taxonomy places the organism in Eukaryota, Metazoa, Chordata, Amphibia, Anura, Pipidae. The record is from RefSeq and is marked provisional.